AUGGCGGCGGUGGAGGUGGCUGAUGUGGCGGUGCGGGCGUCCGCAGAGGAGGAAGCUAUAUGCGCCUGCAUUGUAAAGAAGCAACAGUGGAGGAAUACCCGCGCCCACGCCCGAGAGCAAAAUUGGGCAGUCCGUGCCAUGGCCGGACUGCCACCCAAGGAGGAGAAGGAGGACAUCCCCAGGUCAGACAGCUCCGGCGACGAGCAGAUACGGCUCGAUCCCUACCGCGUCUUCGACCGAACAUGGACGCGCUUGUUUGUUUGUUUGUCUGCAGGCUGGUGCCACCAGAACGGCGUGUUGCUGCUGGUGUACGACCUGAUGCCCAACGGCAGCCUGGACCGGCACCUCUUCGGCCGCCCCGGCGACGCUCCGGUCCUCACAUGGGAGCAGCGCUACAAGGUGGCGGCCGGCGUCGCGUCGGCGCUCAACUACCUUCACCACGACUACGACCACGUGGUGAUCCACCGGGACAUGAAGCCGUCCAACAUCAUGCUGGACGCCGCCUUCAACGCCCGCCUCGGCGACUUCGGCCUCGCCCGCGCGCUCGACGCCGACAAGACCUCCUACACCGACCGGGCCGGCCUGCCGGGCACGCUGGGCUACAUCGCGCCUGAGUGCUUCCACACCGGCCGGGCCACCCGGGAGUUGGACGUCUUCGGCUUCGGCGCCGUCGUGCUGGAGAUCGUCUGCGGCCGCCGGAACUCCUGCUGCCACCCCGCCGGGUGCAGCCAGCUGCUGGAGGAGGCGUGGGAGCUCCAUGGCGCGGGGAGCGUCCUCGAGGCCGUCGACCCCAGGCUCGCCGGCGCGUUCGACGAGGCCGAGGCGGAGAGACUUCUGCUGCUGGGCCUCGCGUGCAGCCACCCCAACCCUGGGGAGCGGCCCACGGCGCAGGCCAUCCUGCAGAUCCUGACGCACUCCGCUCCGCCGCCGGACGUGCCGCCGUCGAGGCCCGCGUUCAUGUGGCCGGCUGUGCUCGUGAAGGGCGACGAGGAGAUGUGUACCUCCGGCAGCUCGGCCACCUGCAGCACGGUGAUGACCUCGUCGCUGUUGAGAUAAUAUAAUGGUGGAUUGAUGGAUGGUCACAAUAUCAGAACCCGCCCGGCGAGUUAGGUGCAAUUCGAUGGUCAUGUGAGAGACGACUAAGUAAAAUUUUUACCGGUGUCGGGAGCUAGCGGUGAAGCAUCCGCCGUCCACUGCUUAUAUUGGGAUUUGUGCUUGCUUUGCAUGUAUAACAUGAGAUAUCUU
Triticum urartu is the source of this 1245-nucleotide messenger RNA. The record is from RefSeq and is a predicted model, not a curated record. Lineage: Eukaryota; Viridiplantae; Streptophyta; Magnoliopsida; Poales; Poaceae.